Dendrobium catenatum is the source of this 3995-nucleotide messenger RNA. RefSeq names its product protein MON2 homolog. NCBI's taxonomy places the organism in Eukaryota, Viridiplantae, Streptophyta, Magnoliopsida, Asparagales, Orchidaceae. The record is from RefSeq and is a predicted model, not a curated record.
GUUCCAGAAUCAAGUGAAGAGAGCCUUGCUGCUGUUGCGGGGAUGUUUAACAGUAAAGCUAAAGGAGUUGAAUGGAGCAUGGACAAUGAUUCAUCUAAUGCUGCUGUUGUGGUUGCAAGUGAAGCCCAUGCUAUUACUUUAGCUGUUGAAGGACUUUUAGGCGUUGUAUUUGCAGUUGCUACUUUGACAGAUGAAGCUGUUGAUGUUGGUGAGCUUGAAUCACCCAAAAACGAUAGAGACACGCCUUCAAAGUGCACUGGUGAAACAUCUGUUCUAUGCAUAUCCUUGGUUAAUUCAACAUGGUUGACCAUUCUCGAUGCCUUAUCUCUGAUAUUAACAAGGUCACAAGGAGAAGCCGUUAUUAUAGAAAUACUGAAAGGUUAUCAAGCAUUCACUCAGGCAUGUGGAGUCCUACAUGUAAUCAAACCACUGAACUCUUUUCUAGCCUCCUUAUGUAAAUUUACUAUAAAUAUUCCAACAGACGGGGAGAAGAGGAGCAGCGUGUUACUAUCUCCUGGAUCAAAGAAGUCAGAAACUUCAGCUGAUCAGCGAGAUAAUGUUGUCCUAACGCCAAAGAAUGUGCAGGCAUUAAGAACUCUUUUCAAUGUUGCACAUCGCUUGCACAAUGUGCUGGGAGCAUCCUGGGUUUUGGUUUUAGAGACACUGGCUGCUCUUGAUCGGGCCAUCCACUCCCCACAUGCUUCUACACAGGAAGUUUCAGCUUCUGUUUCAAGGUUGACGAGAGAAACAUCUGGGCAGUAUAGUGACUUCAACAUACUAUCUUCUUUGAAUUCUCAGUUGUUUGAAAGUUCAGCACUGAUGCAUGUCUCGGCAGUGAAGUCACUUUUAUCUGCCCUACGUCAAUUGUCAAGUCAGUGCAUUUCUGGAUAUCCAAGUGGUAUGGGGCAAACUGUAAACCAGCAAAUUGGAAGUGUCGCAUUUUGUGUGGAGAGUAUUACAUCAGUUCUAUUAAAUAAUCUUCAUAGGGUUCAUCAUAUAUGGGAUGAUGCUGUUGGCCAUCUGCUAGAGCUUUCUGAAAAUUCCAACCAACAACUGAGAAACUUGGCCCUUGAUGCAUUAGAUCAGUCCAUUUGUGCAGUCAUAGGUUGUGAUCAGUUUCAAAGUACUAAGCCCUCUGAACUUUUGUUAUCUUCUACAGAAGUAAGUAACCUUUUUUUUUGCCACGUUAACCAUCAAUUUUUAGACCAAAUAACAGGCUUAAUCUCUUUACAGGUGUGUAACAGUGAUGUUACUGACAGACCAUUUGAGUGUGCGGCAUUGUCUCCCUUGAUAAUUCUUUAUACAUCUAGUCAAAGCCUUGAUGUCCGUGCAGGUGCACUGAAAAUUUUGCUUCAUGCCUUGGAGAGACAUGCAGACAAACUACAAUUUUGCUGGUCUGAUAUACUUGAUAUAUUAAGGUCUGUUGCUGAUGAAUCAGAAAGAGAUCUUAUCCCGCUAGGAUUUCAGAACAUACGGGUUAUUAUGAAUGAUGCAUUGUCGACCAUACCAGUUCAGUGUAUUGAUGUAUGUAUAGAAGUCACUGGGGCAUACGGUGCUCAGAAAACAGAUUUAAAUAUAAGUUUGACGGCUAUUGGACUUCUCUGGACUGCAACUGAUUUUAUUGCAAAAGGUUUAUUUCGGAGGAAUUAUGAAGAAACAACUAAUAAAAAUGAAAAUGAUGCUACAUCUGAAGUUGAUAAAAUUUCAAGGCAUACAGAUGGAUUUGGUGCUUCAGAAAAUGAACAGAUUGUCAGUUUCAAUAACAGUUUUCAUGACUCAAUGCACUCCUCAAAAGGGCUUGACCGAAACAAAUUGCUAUUUUCAGUUUUCUCUAUACUUCUAAAACUAGGAUCAGAUGAGAGGCCUGAGGUAAGGAAUUCGGCAAUCAGGACUCUUUUUCAAACUCUUGGGAGUCAUGGGCAGAAGAUCUCCGAAAGCACGUGGGAAUACUGCCUUUGGACAUACGUAUUCCCUCUCUUAGAAUGUGUUUCACACUUGGCAGCAACUUCAUCAAGUGAUGAAUGGCAAGGGAAAGAGUUAGGAGUUAGAAGAGGAAAAACGGUACAUAUGCUCAUCCACCAUAGUCGCAAUACAGCACAGAAGCAAUGGGAUGAGACACUUGUUUUGGUACUAGGUGGAAUAACUAGAUUGCUGCGCUCUUUUUUUCCUUUCCUUCAGAGUUUGAACAAUUUUUCUGCAGGAUGGGAGAUUUUGCUACGCUUUAAUGAAGAUAGCAUUCUGAAUGGUAGCAAGGAAGUUGCUGUUGCUGCAAUAAGCUGUUUACAAACGGUUGUCAGUUCUCAUUGUUCAAAGGGAAAUCUGGCACUGCCAUAUAUAAAAUCUAUACUUGAUGUAUAUGAGCUUGUACUUGAAAGGUCACCAGACUGUAGUACUAACUCAGCUGUCAAGGUGAAGCAAGAAAUUUUGCAUGGCCUUGGAGAUUUGUAUGUUCAAGCUCGGAGUUUGUUCAAUACUGACAUGUACUUAAAGCUAUUAUUUACCGUACAUUUAGCAGUUAAAAGCUCUAUGAUCCACAAUGAUGCGGACAGUGAAAUUGGAAUUCUACCUCCAUUUCAGCGUACUAUUUUAGAGAUUCUACCCCUCCUACGUCCUUCUGACCAUCUUUCUGCAGUAUGGUCUGCACUUCUCCAGGAGCUUCUCUGCUGUCUUCUGGGUUCCGAAGUUUCCAUUCAGCAAAAGAAAGAUGAGGAAUCAGCUACAGGCCUAAACUCCGGAAGGGCUGGUGCAAGCAUUGGCAAUGCUGAAAUUACCAAAGAAAAUUGGAAUAAAACAAGCAUUGAUGUUCCCGAAGGUUCUGCUUCUACGGCUAUGUUGGUUGUAGAAACUCUUGGUCUUUCUUCUAGUGAAGCCAACCCUUACGAGACUACAAUAUGUAGCUCGAAUCAUUUGUUUAUGGAGAAGCUGAUACCUGUUAUAAUAGAACUCUUUCUGGAGGCUCCAUCGACAGAAAAGUGCAGCAUUUUUCCUGAGAUUAUCAAAGGCCUUGGAAGGUGCAUGAAUACAAGAAGAGACAGUCCAAAAGGCUCACUCUGGAGAUUGGCUGUUGAGGGCUUCAAUCGAAUUCUUACCGUUGAGUUAAUGGAAGCUGAUAAUAACACCAAAUUGGAUCCUCACAUUUACAGGCAUGCCAGAGCUCGUCUAUGGAAAGAAGUCGCUGAUGUAUAUGACAUAUUUCUUGUUGGUUCCUGUGGCCGUGCUCUUUCUUCUGAUGGAAAUGCAGAAUCACUCAAGGCUGAUGAGAUGAUUGAAAUGACUGUAUUAAAUGUUCUCACUGAUAUGCUUCUUAAAGGAAAAAUAGAUGCUCCAGUUGAGAUUUUACACCGGCUAGUUUCUACCCUUGAUCGCUGUGCAUCUAGGACAGGAUCUCUACCAAUAGAGAGUCUUGAACUAAUGCCUUCACACUGCAGCAGAUUCUCCUUAAGCUGCUUGCAAAUGAUGUUUUCUUUAUGCAGUUUUUCUUUUGAAGAUGAUUGGCCUUCAGCAAGAUCAACAAUUAGUUCGGUUUCGAUUGAUAUUCUUAUCAGGAGAUGUGAGGUCAUACUGAAGCAGUUUUUAAGUGAUGAAAACGACCUAGGGGAACAUGCAUUGCCAGCAGUUAGAACCAAUGAAACAAUUUGUGUGCUUCAAGAGCUUGCUCGCAUGAUUAUUCAUUCCGAUACAGCUUCAGUUCUGAAUUUACCAGCACUCUUGAAGGGAAUCCAGAAUAAGAGAGCUAGUGCAAGUGCUUCUUAGACUUGUAGCUGAGGAGUUGGGCUUGCAUAAAUCAACUGAUCCAGAUUCAUAAUUACUACAAAUCCUCUUGUAAACUUUUGUCAUCCAUCGCAUGGUUGUUUUGUUCGUAAUUUUUUCUGUAGCUUUUUCUCUUUUCACCAUUCAUUGUAGCAUUAUUUUAAAAACUGAAAGAAAGAGAAAAUAUAACUUUUCUUCCCUUAUUGUAGCAAAUUUUCUCAAUUCAAUGAAGUGAGUUCAACUGA